Messenger RNA from Oryza sativa Japonica Group (Japanese rice), 1704 nucleotides. NCBI's taxonomy places the organism in Eukaryota, Viridiplantae, Streptophyta, Magnoliopsida, Poales, Poaceae. The record is from RefSeq and is a predicted model, not a curated record.
GGCCAGUGUCACCACCACACCAACUCGUCGAGGAGAGAGAAGGAGGAGGAGGAGGAGGAGGAGGAGGGGAGGAGAGCUCGUCGCCGAUUCGGGCGUGGGGGGGGGGGGGGGGGCGCGCGGAGGGGAGCCGCCGCCUCGGGUGGCCGAGGCCUUGGAAGCCGCAGGUAGGUAGAACCCCCUUGCCGUCGCCGGCCAUGGCAGCGGCGGGGGCCGGGGCGGGGGCGCCGGAUCGGGCGGCGCUGACGGUGGGCCCGGGGAUGGACAUGCCGAUCAUGCACGACAGCGACCGGUACGAGCUCGUGCGCGACAUCGGCUCCGGCAACUUCGGCGUCGCCCGCCUCAUGCGCGACCGCCGCACCAUGGAGCUCGUCGCCGUCAAGUACAUCGAGCGCGGCGAGAAGAUAGAUGAUAAUGUCCAGCGUGAGAUUAUAAAUCACCGAUCGUUGAAACAUCCUAACAUUAUUAGGUUUAAGGAGGUUAUUUUAACCCCAACUCAUCUUGCUAUUGUCAUGGAAUAUGCCUCUGGUGGUGAGCUUUUCGAGAGAAUUUGUAAGAAUGUACGGUUCAGUGAAGAUGAGGCUCGCUACUUCUUCCAGCAGCUUAUCUCGGGAGUCAGCUACUGCCAUUCAAUGCAAGUAUGCCACCGUGAUUUGAAGUUGGAGAAUACACUGCUGGAUGGAAGCCCUGCUCCACGCUUGAAAAUAUGUGACUUUGGCUAUUCUAAGUCUUCAGUUCUCCAUUCACAACCAAAAUCCACUGUAGGAACCCCUGCUUAUAUUGCACCUGAAGUUCUGUUGAAGAAAGAAUACGAUGGCAAGACUGCUGAUGUAUGGUCCUGUGGUGUGACUCUAUAUGUUAUGGUAGUUGGUGCAUAUCCUUUCGAGGAUCCAGAAGAGCCUAAGAACUUCCGUAAAACAAUUCAGCGUAUCUUGAAUGUUCAGUACUCAAUUCCAGAAAACGUGGACAUAUCUCCAGAAUGUAGGCAUCUAAUUUCGAGGAUUUUUGUCGGGGAUCCGUCUUUGAGGAUAACAAUCCCAGAAAUACGGAGCCAUGGCUGGUUCUUGAAGAACCUUCCUGCAGAUUUGAUGGACGAUGAUAGUAUGAGCAGCCAGUAUGAGGAACCUGAUCAGCCAAUGCAAACCAUGGAUCAGAUCAUGCAAAUUUUAACUGAGGCCACCAUACCACCUGCUUGCUCUCGAAUAAACCACAUCCUAACUGAUGGACUCGACCUAGACGAUGACAUGGAUGACCUCGAUUCCGACUCAGAUAUUGAUGUUGAUAGCAGCGGCGAGAUCGUCUAUGCGAUGUAAGUCAUCGACCAACAAGAGAACUGAAGGGGCAGGGUGCCCUGAUGUGUACCUUGUCAAAGUACUAGCAGCCCUUUGUGAAAAGAAUCGUUCUGUAUUUUGCUUAGUUUCUUGCCGUGGAACCCCAGCGAUGUUCCCAUGAACUCAUGAUGCUGUUGUAAUUGAACUGGGGUUACUUCCCUGGAAUAACAGCUUUCCUCCUCCCCCCAUUGCUGAGGCCUGGUUACCUUUAAGCUUCAACACAUGCGUUACAAAUGUGCAAGUUAUUUAAUGUCAGAAAUUUAGAGUCAGGUUUGGGUUUCAGUUUUACUGUACAGGUGGAGUAGCCGUGAACUCUUGCUAUCACAAUGCCUCUCGGUAAUUCCCAGGGGAAGUUAACCUCAAAGAAGUUCUUUUC